CUACAGACAAAUAAGACAACUACAGAUCCUUGAAAAGAAGAAGAUGUCUGAAUCAGAUGAAACCAGAAGAGCCGUCUCCACACGAAAGAAACGCACUCAUGACCAGACAACAAAUGAAACAUUUGAUGAACUUGUUCAAACAUUAAGAGAGGUUUCUGAUCAAAGUGAUGUGAAAAGAGAGAAGAUCAGAGGAGAUCUGCUAAACCUCAAAGAGAAAUAUGACUUGAAUCUUCCAGAAGAAAAGAAGAUUUUCAAUGACCCCAUUCAUGGUAAAAUUGAGCUUCAUCCUCUGCUGGUGAAGAUCAUCGAUACUCCUCAAUUUCAGAGACUCCGUCAUAUUAAACAACUGGGAGCAAAAUAUCUGGUCUUCCCUGGUGCCACUCACACUCGCUUCGAACACUCACUUGGGGUGGCGUAUUUAGCAGGAUGUCUGGUGAAAAGUCUACAAGAGAAACAGCCAGAGCUCAACAUCACCAAUCGAGACAGCCUGUGUGUCCAAAUCGCUGCUCUGUGCCAUGAUUUAGGUCACGGUCCAUUCUCUCAUUUGUUUGAUGGCAUGUUCAUCCCUCAAGCCCGUCGUGGUUCCGAGUGGAAGCAUGAGGAGGCGUCGAUUCAGAUGUUUCAGCACAUGGUUGAUCAGAAUGGACUGAGAGAAGUGAUGGGAAACUAUGGAUUGAAUCCAGAGGAGGAUCUUCCCUUUAUUGAGAAAUUAAUUCAGGGAGUCAAAACUCGAGAUCAGGAGAAAUCUUUCCUGUAUGAGAUUGUGGCAAAUAAACGGAACGGCAUUGAUGUGGACAAAUGGGACUAUUUUGUGAGAGACUGUCACUACCUCGGCAUUCCAAACAAUUUUGAUCUUCAGCGUCUGCUGAAAUCUGCACGAGUGUGUGAGGUGGAAAUAAGAGAGAAGAAAGAACAGUCGAUCUGCUUCAGGGACAAGGUGGCAGAUACUAUUUACGACAUGUUUUACACCCGAUACACUCUGCACCGCCGGGCCCUCCAGCACAAGACCGGCUACAUCAUUGAUGUCAUGAUCACUGAAGCCCUCAUAGAGGCUGAUGGCAAGCUGAGACCCGAAUGCACAAUCUCAAAAUCCAUAGAUGAUAUGGCAGACUACACUGAAUUCACAGAUGGCAUCUUUGAAGAGAUCCUGAACUACUCUGACCCUGUCAGACAAAAGAACAUGGAACAGGCUCAACGCAUCCUAAAGAAAAUUGUUUGCAGAGAGCUGCCAAAGUUUGUGGGAGAUGCCCGUCUGAAGCGAGAAUUAACAAAGGAAGAUUUAGAGGAAAGCUGGUCAGACAUGUGCGGAGGAAACGGACUGAAUCCUGAGGACUUUGGCGUUUAUGUGGUUGACAUGGGAUUCGCUGCAGUGGGCAAAAGCCCCAUUGAUCAUGUGUAUUUCUAUAAGAAGAGUGACCUCAAAAAAUCCUUCAAAAUUGAGAAGAUGUCCACUCUCAUACCAGAGAAGAUUCAUGAAUGGCUUGUCAGAGUUUACUGCAGAAAUACUGACCAGUUGGUCCAGCAGAAAGCAGAGAAAUGUUUUCAUGACUGGUGCAAAACAAUUAAAGACAAUGAAGACAAUGAAGACUGUUCGAAAAGUGAACACUCAGACCCUGAGCCAUCGGAAACUCUACAAGGAAAAAUCUGCAACGACAAGAUUUUCAAUGACCCCAUUCAUGGUCAUAUUAAGCUGCAUCCUCUUCUGGUGAAGAUCAUCGAUACUCCUCAGUUUCAGAGACUCCGUCAUAUUAAACAACUGGGAGGGAACUAUUUGGUGUACCCUGGUGCCACUCACACUCGCUUUGAACACUCACUUGGGAUGGCACACUUGGCACGCUGUCUCGUCGAGGUUCUACAAGAGAACCAAAAGGAACUCAGUACAGAACGAAAGGAACUCAUUACACCUGAAGAGAGCCUGUGUGUCCAAAUUGCUGCUCUGUGCUAUAAUUUAGGUCAUGGUCCAUUCUCUUAUUUGUUUGAGAGAUUCAUCAGUAAAGUCAAAAACGAUGAUGAAAUGUUUAAGCAUGAAGAGCUCGCAGUUAAGAUGCUUCAGCACAUGAUCGAUGAUGAGAGCAAUAAUCUUACAGCAGAGAUGGAAAAAUACAGAUUGUAUCCAGAUGAACACCUUCCCAUUAUUAAACACUUAAUUAAGGGGAAUGAUGCUUCAGUGGAGGAGCGUUCACAGAGACUUCAAGACAAGCCUUUCCUGUCCGAAAUUGUGGUAAAUAAAAAGAAUGGCAUUGAUGUGCGCAGAUGGGACUAUUUUGCACGAGACUGUCAUUACCUCGGCAUUUCAAACAGCUUUGACCAUCAACGUCUGCUAACGUCUGCACGACUGUGUGAGUGUGAUGAUGGCAAAAUGCACAUCUGCUUCAGGGACAAGGUGGCAGAUGAUAUUCACAACAUGUUUCUCACCCGAUACACUCUGUAUCGCCAGGCCUACAAACACAAGAUCUGCUACAUCAUUGAAGAGAAGAUCACAGAAGUCCUAGAAGCAGCUGAUGAAGAGCUGAAAAUCUCUGCUGCUGUAAACAGUAUGAAAGACUACACCAAACUCACAGAUCACAUCUUUGAGAAGAUCUUGUACUCAAAAGAUGAAAACCUGGAAAAGGUCCAAACAAAACUUCUGGACAUUGUCGAGAGACGCCUGCCAAAGUUUGUGGCAGAAGCUAGACUGCCAGAAACUGAAAAUCAAGACAAAAAGGCAUUGAAGAAAACACUUCAGGAUAACUGGAUGACAGCAAUACACAACUGGAAAGAAGUGAACCCAGACUCGUCUCUGAAUCACAAGGAUUUUUUGGUUCAUGUGGUUUACCUGGAUUAUGGCAUGAAGGGUAAAAACUUCAAAGACAACGUCUAUUUUUACACCAAGAGGAACCCCAUGAGGGCCACCAAGAUUCAGCCGUAUCAGGUAUCCAGUAUACUUCCAGACAAGUUUUCUCAAGUGCUUGUCAGAAUUUACUAUGAAAAAUCUAGGAACCAGGAUGCGGCACAGGCGGUGGCUGAAGCACAGGCACAGGAUGAAGCACAGGCGGUGGCUGAAGCACAGGCACAGGAUGAGGCACAGGCGGUGGCUGAAGCACAGGCGGUGGCUGAAGCACAGGCACAGGAUGAGGCACAGGCGGUGGCUGAAGCACAGGCACAGGAUGAGGCACAGGCGGUGGCUGAAGCACAGGUGGUGGCUGAAGCACAGGCACAGGAUGAGGCACAGGCGGUGGCUGAAGCACAGGUGGUGGCUGAAGCACAGGCACAGGAUGAGGCACAGGCGGUGGCUGAAGCACAGGCGGUGGCUGAAGCACAGGCACAGGAUGAGGCACAGGCGGUGGCUGAAGCACAGGCGGUGGCUGAAGCACAGGCACAGGAUGAGGCACAGGCGGUGGCUGAAGCACAGGCGGUGGCUGAAGCACAGGCACAGGAUGAGGCACAGGCGGUGGCUGAAGCACAGGUGGUGGCUGAAGCACAGGCAAAGGAUGCGGCACAGGCGGUGGCUGAAGCACAGGCGGUGGCUGAAGCACAGGCACAGGAUGCGGCACAGGAAAAGGAGAUAUUGAAGAAAGCCAAGAAGUGCUUUCGUCAGUGGAGCAAAGUCAAAUUUGGACUCCCUCCCCUGAUCAUUUUCUAUGAGGAUGAGAACUUUCAGGGUGAGAUUUACAGGACUGGCAAAGACUGUUCAGAUUUGCCAACCUCCCUGCAACGCUGUAAUUCCAUUCGUGUGGAGGGUGGUGGGAUCUGGGUGCUGUAUGAAAAUCCAAACUUCUCGGGCUGCGAGUAUGUUCUGACUCAAGGAAAGUACCCAUCCUGGAAGGGCCCCAAGAACUUUGGUUCCUGCAAGAUCUUCUUUCAUAAGAUCGAGCUCUACAAACAAGAGAAUUUUGCAGGCGAGCCGCAUGUGACCUCAGUGGACUGUCGUUCUUUGCCUGACCAUUUCAGUACAAGUGAGGUCCGCUCCUGUAAGGUGCUCAGAGGUGUUUGGAAGCUGUAUGAGGAAACCGACUAUGAGGGUGAACACUACCAACUGGAGGAGGGGGAGUAUCCAAACCAUCAGGAGUGGGGUGCCGACUGCCCCACUGUCCGGUCUCUCAAACUAGCACAAGAUUCUGACCAAUAAUAAAUCCAUCCUUCAAUUCUCAUAGUUCACUUUUGGGCAAACUCUUCUUAUUAUUCACCCACACUCUUAAUUAGUGCACAGGAGCUUAUUUUGUGUUUUUGUGUGAUAAACCACAUUUUGUUUGAAAAAGUUGUAUAUCAGGAUGAAACCCUGAAAGGCAAAAGUAGAAAUCUUAUGAAAGAGAUGUUGAUGACAAGCAGUAAUUAAAUAAAUAUAAUGUGAUACGGUUUACAGGAAAAGAAAUCAAAUCUAAAUUAAAAUAGUCACAAGCAUCUUUACUCUGUAACUUAAAGUGCAGUUUGCCACGGCUUUAGUGCCGUCUGAUAUUACGGUUUUAGAUUGGACUUAAUAUUGUAGAUUUUAAUUCAGAUUUUUGCUAGUUGGGUAAAACGAGUGAUUUACAUUAUUGUAAGAGGUUUGUUUUGUUUUUCAUUAUAAUUAUUCUGUGUAUUUCACAAAAGUUGGUGUUGGAUGGUGUAAAUUGCUAAUGAUCAGUUAAAUGUUUCUAUAAAGGUUGAUUAUCAGUACUCGAUGAUGAAGGUUGUGUUAUGCUAUAAAGGGUUUGUUUUUGAUUGAUAAAUAAGAGUGAUUAUACAAGGGUUUUCUUUAUACAACAUAUAUUCAGUAUAUAUUUGGUGAAAAGUCCAUUAGAGAUUGAUUUACAGUUAUUUGGAGUAAUGUGUCUACAUUAUAAUCAUUAACCUUUUCUGGGAAUACAGGGAUUCAAUUAUAUUAAGUUUUGCUUUUCAAUGUAUCUAUAAUCUGACACGAUUGUAAAAUUGUUGCAGCAUGUCGACAUUAAUACACUUGAUCUAUUUUAUAAUAAAGUGCUUCUUUCAUCUGUAUCUUUGUUAGUUCUUCACAUUUGCAUCUUAAACAUAAAUGCCACAUACAAAUCCAUUUAAUCCAGUUAUAUUUGUGACUGAAGGUUGA
This is a messenger RNA of Xyrauchen texanus (razorback sucker), 5041 nucleotides long. RefSeq lists its product as uncharacterized. Gene Ontology annotation, molecular function: dGTPase activity. The coding region runs from base 44 to 4108 and encodes 1354 amino acids. The record is from RefSeq and is a predicted model, not a curated record. Gene Ontology annotation, cellular component: nucleus. NCBI's taxonomy places the organism in Eukaryota, Metazoa, Chordata, Actinopteri, Cypriniformes, Catostomidae. The transcript is spliced from 31 exons. Gene Ontology annotation, biological process: defense response to virus; regulation of innate immune response; dGTP catabolic process.